Messenger RNA from Anopheles coluzzii, 2362 nucleotides. RefSeq lists its product as uncharacterized. Bases 420 to 2357 code for a protein of 645 amino acids. Gene Ontology annotation, cellular component: nucleus. The transcript has 2 exons. Lineage: Eukaryota; Metazoa; Arthropoda; Insecta; Diptera; Culicidae. The record is from RefSeq and is a predicted model, not a curated record.
GAACCGACCAAUAAAUCGUGGGUUGCUACCAAAAAAUUAUGGGAAAUGACCAAAAAAUCGUGGGAACGCACCAAUAAAUCGUGGGAACCAACCAAUAAAUCGUGGGAAACCCUGUAUAUUUGUUUACAUCGACCGAAACGUCAAACGACAUGUUUGGGGAACAACAAAAUCAUAAAAUUGGAUUGAUAAUUCUCUCUGCUGCAAUUGCUUCCAGCAGGUGUAUCAAAUCUGUUUUGCCGAAAAAUACUGCAUCGUGCUGUGCUGUAUCGUAGGCUUGUUGCUUAACACCCAUCUUCACGGCCGAACGGUGAGGAUAACGCGAAAAAAACAGAGCACAAACAGCAGCAUCGGAAGGAGGGUUGGUAGCUUGCAGGGGGUGAAAGCAGCGGCCCGUGUUCCGGAGCAGCAGCAGCAGCAGCAUGGCAACGGCAAAUGCAGCGGUCGUUGUUCCACCAGUGCCGGCUGCCGACGACCAGGACUACCAAGAGUCGGACAAAACGCGUGCCUCCAAUGCGGAAGAUUUUCCCAACUUUCGCGACUUCCAGAUCGUCAAGAUGGUGCAGCACUUUCGCGUCGUGACCGACGGGUCGCAGGAGCAGCUGCGCCUCGGGUUCAAGUGCAAAACGUGCGGCACCACGUUCAACAAAACGAUGCAGCUGCUCGGCCACAUACGGCUGCACUUCGAGGACGAGCACACGUGCCGGGACUGUGGGAAGUACUUUUUCGACCCGAACAAGCUGCAGGUCCACAUCAAAGCGAAACACACGAUCAACAUGCUAAAGUGUCAGCUCGGAUGUCCCCGCUACUCGACGCCCAGCUUCAAAUGCCUUCAGCUGCACUACGAGCGGUUCCAUUUCGUGAAGAUACGCAUGCGAGAGCUGCGCAAAAUGGACGAAGCGAUCCGGAACGGGGGCACCGUCAUGACGCAGAUCAUUUCGAAGAAGCAACAGCGCAAACAGUUGCGCACGCUGGAAGCGCUGCGCUCUGGGUCGAGCGGAGAGGAUUCGCAAGGGGCGGAAGGUCCGUACGAGGGCGAGGAGGAGGAUAUGGAACAGCAGCAGGAGGAAGAUGAGGAGGAGGAAGAGCAAGCCGGAGAGGAUGAGGAAGUCGAGGAGGAACAGCAAUCAGUACCCCAGCCGCAGCAGCAGCAGCAGCAACAGCAACCACAGCAACAACAGUUACUGCAGCCACAGAUACACCUACAGCAGAUACAGAUCCAGCAACCACAGCUAAUACAUCAGCUGCAGCCACAGCAACAGUACGUGAUACAAACGGUCGAGCCGGUCGCGGUGGCAGCAGCACCGGAGGAGGAAGACGACGGGUACGAUGACGAUGAUGACGGUAGCGAAAAGGUCCUGUCGGAAACGGCGGAAGAGAACGCACUGUACGACGACCAGAUGCAGUGUUGCGUUUGUGGCGCCAUCUUCGAGGAGGAGCAGCAGCUGGAGCAGCACGAAAACUCGCACACCGCUCCGCUCGAGUGUAGCUUCUGCAGCAUGACCUUCCUGCAGCUGCCGGACAUACGGGCGCACUACCAGGCGCGCCACCAGGCCAUCAGCCGACCGUCGCAGCAGUACGUGAUUGCUCACCCGAGCGGGUCUCUGGUGCAGCAGCAAGCUUUACACCAAAUCGUACACAAUCCACAUCAGCUGCAGCACGACCAGCAGCAACAGCACCAGCAGCAUCAGCAGCCGCAGAUCCAGCAAACGGCGCAAUUCAUUCCGAGCGCAGCGAACGGCGCCAUGACGACGAUGCUGGUGAUGCAAAACGGCAUGCUCAUACCGGUGCACGCGAUCGACAGUGCGCAGCUGACGGCGGUGAAUCCGUACCAGCAUCAGCAGGCUCCCACCACCACGCUAACACCGAUCGCCCAAAGCCCCCAAAUAGCGUGGCCCAUAACGGCAACACCGAUAGCGACGACCCACCAUCACCACCACCAGCAGCAGCAGCAGAUCCUUCCGCCGGUUCACAAUCAGAUCGAAAUCAUCCCGCUCCACAGCAGUCCGCAAGCCGGUGGUGGCGGUGGUGUUGCUGCUGCUGGUGGUGGAGCACAGCAUCACAGCAUCAUCGCCUCGAUCGGGACAUCACCGCAGCAGCAACAGCAGCAGACGCAAACGCUUACCCCGAUUCAGCUGAGCAUUAAGGAUGCGAGCGGCAAUGUGAUUGGAGGUGGCGGGACGGCACCAAACGCAACCGGUGGCUACGUUAUCAAUCAGAUUGCAUCGAUCGAUCCAAGCUAUCUGAAGCAGAUCGAUCCAGUGUUACACCAGCAACAGCAGCAGCAGCAGCAACCGCAACAGCAAAUACAUGCCCAGUGGCAUACAUCGGCCCAGCCGCAGCAACAGUUUCAUUCGUAGUAAUG